CGUAGUCGUAAUGCACUUACUCCAACCAAACAAAGGCAAAUAAAGUGGAAAAAGCGCUUAACACGAUAAAUAAAGAAGUACAGUAUAAUACAAAUAUUGUAGCGGCACAAGACUGUUAUUGGUCCAAAAUAGAAGCGGCGAAAAGUGGGUGACCUCAGUAGGUGGCGGUAAUAACCACUUUUACUCGCGUUUGUGUUUCCAUCCUCUUCAUAAUAAAGAGUUUGGAGAUGCGGACAUCGGCACAGUUACAAGCUGUUGUACAGGAUACAUGCUCCGGUCUGUGAAUAUUCCACUAGGAACAGAUCGUGUGUACGUGCGUGGAAAAUGUAUAAACGCGAAUUGAUGUCAUGGAGCGUUUAAUGUUAUUUUUAGUGCCAUGUAAUGAUCACAGAACACGGGAACUGCAAACUGGAUUUUUUAUGCAACAAUCGAUGAGCUCGACGUGCGUGGAAAGCGUAGUUUUCCUCAUGUCGUGUGACGGAGCCCUGCGGUCGCUCGAGCAGACAUUACAGCCGCGUCUGACGGACACAUCGCUUGCAUCUUUUGUCCCGUAAACAAAUUAGCAACUACUCAUGACACGCAGCGCUGCGCGUUCAGCGCUCAGUCAAUAGCAUUUAAAAUGACGGCUGGGUCUACGUCACCCGCUUCCUCUCCACACGUACGUAGUGGCACAUGACGCAAUUGGCUUUUUCAAUGUCUUAUCUACAGCGAGGUAUGUUGUCAUUCGCCGCGAGACCGCCGCGCUGCGCGCACGCCGCUCGCCGUCGCGUUUAUUUUUGUUUCCCUUGUCUGUGCGUUUCACAUCACCGAGGACAAAGUGACGAAUUGCGCGCGCGUACGGCGCACCGUUGUGAACUCUGUGACAUUUGUGGAACCAUUUUAAUUAGUGCCCGCUGGAAGUCGCUCGCCGAGCCGCCACGAUGUUUAUGUCAGGAUUCUUCAUCAUUUCCCCUGAUUUAUCUUUUAGAAUGACGCCGCAAGAAGAGCGCGAGAGCGCGCGUGGCGUGGACAUCGCCGACGCGUUCGAGGACGACAUGUUCGGCCCGCCGCGCACCGAGCCCGCCGCCAGGCCCAAGCUCUCCAUGAUCUCUGCGCGGCUGCGCGCCAAUGAGGAGCGCAAGCGCGUCAUCGAGAUCUGCUCGCAGAAGCUGGAGAACAUCGAGGACCCCGCGCGGGACCUCCGCCGCUCCGUCUGCAUCAACAACACCUACUGUCGGCUCAGCGAGGAAGCGCGCCGGGAGAAAGAGGCGCGGCGGCGACGGGCGCGCGAGGAGUGCGACGACUCCUGGGUCGGCAAGAAGGCCCGGCGAGCCGUCGAGGACGAGUGCCUCGCGUUGCUCGAUGCGAUCCCCGAGUUGGGCGACGCGAACCUCGGCUGCGCACAACUGGCGCGCCAGAUGCCGCGACAGGACGUACCUCUGCUGCCCCCCGGCCUGCUGACCGUGCUGGACUCAUGACCGCGCCGCAGCGCGCACCUCCACACUCCACUGUGAUGCGACGGCGCCGAAUGAGGCGCUGACCGCCGCUGAGCCGCCGCCGGCGCGGAGCCUGCCUUGACGCGCCGAGUCGUGCCAAGCCGUGCCGAGCUGCCGCUCCGCCGACCGCCGGCGUGCAGACUGCAGUCCCGCCGGCCCGGGCGGCUCUCCAACCGUACGGACUACGGACUGACGAGGAUUAUGAUUUCACGUUACCCCAAACAGACGGAAGACGUUUAGCCAAUUCUUUGUUGUUUAAGAUGAGUACUUACUUUGUUAGCGUGUUUUAUAUUAUUUAAGUGAAAGUUGCUCAGGCGCUGCCAACGGGCGCGGUCCAAUUAGUGUUCAACGAUAAUUUUUUAUAGAACGAAGGGACUCGGACUCAUUUCGAGCUGCGCCGUUGUGACGCGGCACAGACGUGACGUGUUGCGCCAGAGAUAUGGGGGGAAGUUCUACGGUUUAUUGGAGGCAUAGUUGUAAGCGAUAAUUAUUAUGUUAUAUUAUUGUACUGUAAAGUAAAUAUAGUGAUUAAGAGAUAGUGCAAAACGACUGGGAACGGUUGCGACGACAUUGUUGUCUUCUCGCUUAGUUUAAUUUAUGUGCUUAUUUUUUAUUCUGCUUUGCGACUGAGUUAGUAGUUUAUUUGUUAGUUUUGAGGAUCGAACAAGUAAAAUCUCUCGGAGAUUAAACAAAACGCUACACAAGUGACACGCGCGAGCAUUUUAACAAAGCAAUUUAAGGUCAUGUAUAAUUGAGCAAGUGAUUGCUAUUGUUUGGCCAUCGUUAGCAAGUACAAAGGAAAAAUUGUUAGAAAUUAUGUGUCAAUGGAUGGAAUUUUAGUUUCCAUAUCCGACAGUUGCGUGUGUCACCGACCGUGAUUCAGGAAAUGUGUGGCCAACGAUUGGUGCGUGUUGGUUCAAACAUUUGAUCGCGUGGCACAUAUCUCACAUGUUUUGUUGUAUUAUCGCUUUAAGGUUUAUUUUUGUUUUUAUUUUUUCUUGGAACGUUACCUUAUUGCUUACGUCACCAUUUUAAGCUUCGUUACCAUUAUGAUAUUAUAAAUCGGUUACAAUAGUCCAGCUCCUUUAUUUUACUAAAACUUUUGUGGCAUUGUUAAUUUAUUUAUUUUAGGUAUAUUUAUUUUAAUUGCAGUCGUGUACGUUGUUUGUUUGCAAAAUUUUAAACAUUGUUCUAAUUAUAGAUGUCGAAUGGUUUAAUAUUUUUGUUGUCGGUUGUUAGCGUUUAAACAACGUUAGCGAACUGCGAUUUGUUCAUAACGAGCAUACUUAUCGAAUGGUUGUGCAAUAAGUCGAAACCGAUCAAUCACUUGAUUGUGCAAUUGUUUCGUGUUGAGUUCCUUUUCUUUUGGAGUCUUAAUAAUUGUCGCAAAAUAUAUCGGUUGUAGACCGUUUCGCCCCCUCUGAAUAGUAAAUAGGUAGGUAAGAGAGCUCGCUCGCGCGGGGUGCGCCGGCGGGGCGGCGGGGCGGCGGGGUGUCGGUGCGGUGGAGCGGCGGGGCGGCGUGGGGGCUCGGCGGGGGCGGGCGGGGCCGCGGGGGGCUGAGCGCGGGUGGCCGGUGGUACAGUGGGUGGCGCGUGUAGGGUGGCGAGCUGGUUUGGGUCUCUGCACCGUUCCCAGCACUCCUGUGAUAUUAGCCUAGCCUGUGUGUCGUAUUUGUGCUAGUUUUCCCAACCAACUUGUUUGGACAUUGUGCUUGUAAAAAAAGAUGCUUCGAAAAAAUUGAUUCCUUUUCUAUUGGCCAUUGUGUACGUAUAAAAAGGAUUUUUAAGUCAUUUAAAAGUCAGUAGAAACGCAUUUAGACAAUUUUGCGAACACGAUUUGUAAAGUGUAAACUUUGUUUUUGUGUUUGUUUAAAUUUGCUCGAUUUGUAUGUAAUGUUGAAUAAUCAUUAUUGUAUUAUAUAAAUUUUAUAAAUUAAGCGCUUGUACACACAGCUGGCGCCCUUAUUAGGGCGUUGCGGUGUGUGACUUAAUGUUUAAUAAGUCAACAGAUCGCUAAAUAAUGUUUUGUUCACUAGUUAUUAAUAAAUCGAAAUUACAACCAAAUGUAUUUUACAAAUUGUUUAAUAAAACGCACAUAAUUAUGAUAAUUAAGUAGUUCGAUGCAUUCUUUAAGCCACGUUUGAAACGGUUUGUAGCCGUAACAAGCGAGCCACCAAAAGGACCGCGAGUCCCAACGAACGUGGCUUCUAGAAUUAUCUCUAACGAGAUUGUGAGAUUCAUAGAAGUAAAUAAUUUAAUACCGAGCCUCUAGUUUUAGUUGAAACGUGUACAAUUGGAAAUGUAAAAAAAGGAGAUCAGAUUAUUGAAGCGGUGCGUCCCUUUCACACGCACGGCAUACGAGCGAGACAAACUUGAUGCAAUAAGACGCGACCGAUUGAAUACUGUAACUCAUUUCAAUCCACUUCAAAUGGAUAUAAUCCUUAUCGGAUUAACGAACUAACUGACAAAAGUUCAAAUCACUAGCUCAUUGAAUCAGUACAGUUGUCGGCGGUGCACUACUUGUCUUGGAAGAUACGUUAUUAGGACAUUGAUGGAAUAGGCGAUACUCGGUAGCCAGGCAUCUAGACAGAGGCGAGGUGACAAUUGUUCAACGGAGAUAGUAAAGUUAAAUGUUAUCAUAAUUUUAUUAUUGUGAUUAGCUGCUAUUUUAUAAAUGUUUCCUGUCUUAAGCUAAGAGAUGAUCAUUAAAUAAAUAUUACAAUUAAAACUGUAAA
This is a messenger RNA of Manduca sexta (tobacco hornworm), 4210 nucleotides long. RefSeq lists its product as uncharacterized. NCBI's taxonomy places the organism in Eukaryota, Metazoa, Arthropoda, Insecta, Lepidoptera, Sphingidae. The transcript has 2 exons. The record is from RefSeq and is a predicted model, not a curated record. The coding region runs from base 921 to 1457 and encodes 178 amino acids.